This is a messenger RNA of Guillardia theta CCMP2712, 663 nucleotides long. RefSeq lists its product as hypothetical. Gene Ontology annotation, molecular function: NADH dehydrogenase activity. The record is from RefSeq and is a predicted model, not a curated record. Lineage: Eukaryota; Cryptophyceae; Pyrenomonadales; Geminigeraceae. The annotation marks the transcript as partial. The transcript has a single exon.
GGCAAGAAGAAGAGGGUCGUGAUCGUCGGCUCGGGCUGGGGAGCAAACGCGCUCAUGAAGACCCUUGACACCACUGUCCAUGAAGUGAUCGUGGUCUCCCCGAGGAACUACUUCGUCUUCACUCCCAUGCUCGCUUCCUCUGCCGUGGGGACCGUUGAGUACCGAUCGAUCAUCGAGCCUGUGAGGUGGGCCAACAGCAACUUGGAGUACCAGGAAGCCAUGGCCAUGGACGUUGACACCAAGAGGAAGGUUGUACACUGCAAGGCUGUGGCGGAGAAGCGUGACCUGGAGGUCCCGUAUGACCUCCUUGUCCUCAGCGUUGGGAUGAAGACAAGCACGUUCGGCGUCCCUGGCGUCAAGGAGAACUGUCACUUCCUCAAGGAGAUCGAACAUGCAAGGGCCCUGAGGACGGCCAUCAUCGAGAACUGCGAAGCUGCAAGCCUGGAGGACGUGUCGGAGGAGAGGAAGCGGGAGCUGCUGACGUUCGUGGUGGUUGGCGGAGGCCCAGCAGGUGUGGAGAUGUCAGGAGAGCUGUUCGACUUCCUGAACGAGGACCUGAAGAAGAUCUACCCGAAGCUCGUGCCCUACGUCUCGACGAAGCUGGUGGAGUCAGGAGGGACCCUGAUCCCGCAGUUCGACACUCCCCUGCAGAAGAAGACGAUA